This is a messenger RNA of Rhopilema esculentum, 3857 nucleotides long. RefSeq lists its product as uncharacterized. NCBI's taxonomy places the organism in Eukaryota, Metazoa, Cnidaria, Scyphozoa, Rhizostomeae, Rhizostomatidae. Gene Ontology annotation, molecular function: calcium ion binding; NADH dehydrogenase activity. Gene Ontology annotation, cellular component: mitochondrion. The record is from RefSeq and is a predicted model, not a curated record.
UUGCCAGCAACAACCUCGUCUUCUCGAGAAUUUGUUUCCUUUUUUGUUCGGAAAAGAGGCCAGAUUAGAGACCGCGCCUUUUAAUUGAAAUUGAUGUAAACAUUACAGAAAUGACUUCUGAUAAAUAGGAAGUUACAGAAGCCAUGUUUAGGAAAGGCUUCAGUACGUUGCUGAAGCAGAAGCUUGUCAAUAAUGUACCAAAAAGAUGCGCAUAUCUUAAGCUUGGCAAAUAUAACAGUUGGAGACAAUCACAGGAUGGAAGGAGAGUCAAAUUUGCACUGGUUAUGCUUGGUACAGUCGCUGGAGCGGGAGGCCUACUCGGAGUCUACGUAAAUUAUGCAUCAAACCAAGCCAAAGAUGACAGGAAAAAGAAGAUAGUUGUCCUUGGUUCAGGUUGGGGUGCAGUCAGUUUUCUUAAACACUUGAAACCAGAUUCUUAUGAAGUGUCAGUGGUUUCUCCAUCAAACUACUUUCUUUUUACACCAUUCCUUCCAAGUGUCACUGUUGGAACAGUUGAGGGUAGAAGCAUUGUUGAACCAAUUAGGAAGAUCAUCAGAAAAUACCAAAAACAAAGUGCAGAGUUUUAUGAGGCAGAAUGCAUUGGUGUUGAUGCAAAUGAAAAAAGAGUUUAUUGUCAAGACACUUCAGGGAUUAUUGGAAAGCAAAGUGAUUUUUCGUUGGAUUAUGAUAUUCUUGUUGUUGCUGUUGGUGCAGAGACUGCUACAUAUGGUACCCCAGGGGUGAAAGAGUACACACAUUUCUUGAAAGAUAUUAAGGAUGUUCAGAGAAUAAGAAGCAACAUAAUGGAUCACCUUGAAACAGCUGCAUACCCAGGCCAAGAGGACUCAGAAGUUUCCAGACUCCUGCAUUUUGUUGUUGUUGGGGGUGGUCCAACAGGUGUGGAAUUUGCUGCUGAGUUGAGAGACUUUGUUGGCAGUGAGCUAUCAAUAUUGUAUCCAAAAAUUAAAGAUAAAAUAAAAUUGACACUUAUUGGAGGAUAUCGAGGAGUUCUUAGCACCUAUGAUCAAGAGAUAGGCAAUUAUGUCGAGGACAAGUUUAAAGACGAUAAUAUUGAAAUAGUGCAAGGGGCACGUGUUUUGGAAAUAAACAGUAGUGAUAUAAAAUUGAGAGACGGAAAAACAAAGGAGACAGUGGACUUGCCAUAUGGUAUGUGCGUAUGGGCUGCAGGAAUUUCCCCUCGGCAGCUGACCAAAGAUAUCAUAAAAAGUAUUCCCGGACAAAGAAACAAAAAUGCUCUUUUAACUGACGAUUACCUCCAAGUUAAAAAUGCUCCGGGUGUGUUUGCAAUUGGUGAUUGUGGCACUAUUGAAAUGAAAAAGUUAAUGAGCGAUGUUACUGAUCUUUUUGAAAAAGCAGAUGCCAACAAAGACGGAUCCCUGUCAAUGGACGAGUUUCGUGAGAUCAUGGAGCAAGCUAAGAAUCUUUAUCCUCAAGUCUCGCUGCAUUUUUCGACAGAAUACAACGAGUCUUUGCAGAGGGCGUUUGAAAAAGCUGACGAGAACAAAGAUCAGCGAUUAAGUCUCGAUGAAUUCAAAGGAAUUCUAGCAGAGAUAGACAAAGAAUUGAAAUCGCUACCAGCUACUGCACAAGUUGCUACGCAGCAGGGCAGGUAUCUCGCAAACUUUCUAUCCACCAAGGCGCAAGGUGAUGUCGGAAAAGAGGCUAAUCAGGAUCUUGCGGCUCUAGGUGCUGUUCCUUUUGCCUACCGUCAUCUAGGGUCAUUUGCAUAUGUGGGAAACAACAGAGCAGUGCUAGAGUUGCCCCUUAUUGGAUCUUUCAAAGGUUUUGGAGCAAUGUUGUUGUGGCGAGCAGCUUACACAAAUGAAUGUGUUGGCAUGCGAAUGAAAGUCUUGGUUGUCUUUGAUUGGCUGAAGUCAGAAAUCUUUGGAAGAGAUACAUCAAGGAUAUAGUCACUUUUAUGACUGAAAGCUUGUACAAUUUUGUGACCUUAUUCUUAUAACUUUUAUGCAAUUCGACGCACUUUAGAGGGCUUGGGGAAGUAAAGAUUAUAAUACCACAUUGGGUUGUACUAGAAUUGUAAUAAGAGGCAAACGAUAAAAGUGUCAACAGAACAAAAUUGCACACAACUAGAAGUGUUGGAACUUCCUACUUAUAUUGCAAAGUAGGAUGACAAGAAAGUCAUUCAAAUUUCAUUAAGUGCUGAUGUAGGAUGGCUGCCGACCUGGAGGUUGUAUGGGAAGCCGAGAUUGGGGGCUUUAUCCCAGUUUAUUCCUUUACAAUAUGAACAUAUGAACGAAAACUAUUGUGCUCCACUUAUUAAAAAUUUGUCUUUUUGGUAAUGUUUAUGAAAGGUACUAGACUUGUUCCCUUUAAUGUCUGAAUGAGCAACAGGCUCUUUGAAGACCAACUCUUCACCAUGUUUGUCACUAUAGUUAAAGAAGUGCCUUUUUACUUGCCUUUUGUUGCAAUAUACUGUGCAUCUGUGCAUUUUAAGCAUCAAACAUGAUGCCAAGAUACGUAAUGUGUGUAGCUUCUCAAUUAAAGUUAUCUAGAUAUUUAUCUUGCAUUAGUUUUUAGAUAUCAUAUUGAGGAAUGACGUCAAAACGUUGAAUGAUUACGGAUGUUCUUAAGAGACGCAGACUUUUUUAAAGUAAAUGGCGUUUCCGAAAAUGUUUGACGGCAAUGGUAGGGGUUCUCUGGGUGUGAACUACGUCUCUUUGACUUUAAAUUGCCCCUUGUACUUGGCCAUUUCUUGUAGCUUGCUUUCAAGAUGCAAGUAAUUUGAUUAAAAAUUCCCGCUAAAGGCAGUCUGUCCCCUAUUGUGCUCAACUUUAUUUUCACGGGAGUGAAAUUCAGGCACCGUCUAGCUUGAUCGAUCAUUAAACGAUUUGAAUCAAUUAGAGACAACUUUAAUUCACGAUCUUUUGAAUCAAAUGGCUGUGUUCCCGUUGAAGUGAAGCUGUGGCUAAAAAAAUUUUGUUCCCUGUUUGGUUUGUGUGACAGACAUGUCAACACCAAAAGAAAAUGCCUCCAGUAUCAUCAUUUUAUUCCAGUAGCUAAAUCUUCUUGCCAUUUCUGAUAGCUUUUUGCUCGCAGUUUCAAAUGUCGUCCACUACUAGUGGCUAGCCAGGCCAGCCAAAGAGAGCAGCGUAAUCCGUUAGAGUGGGAAGACCAAUUGUUUAUAUUAGCCAAUCAUUGAGGGGACGGACUGCUUUUAAUAGGCGUGAUAUCAAGUGUGGCCCCACAGUUUAGGGAUUUAGUGCCUGUCAUAUGCUCAAAUAUAACGAUUUGUGUCCUAUCGAGGAAAUUUCCGACCCAACUUCGUUGAAAUUCCUCUAGUUAGCGUAAAAUGAAACGCAAAUACUUCAUUCUGCACUAACAAGAAUUUUCUGGUUUGUAUUAAAAUUUAUGUGCAACAUAAUCUGGAAAAUAUUUCGAGACUUGUGACAAAAAUAUUUCUUUUAGCGGUGAUCGGAAAUAGAAGUUUCUUCCACUUCUCCGCAACAAUUCUUUCUUUACCACCGCUGCUGUCUACAAUACUUUAUCCUCAUUUUUGCAUAUAUGGAACAGCUAAAUAAUUCCUUUUCACUGCUAAAGUGUUUUGAAGGGGAAAUUAAAUGUUCGAAGCCAAUAUCACUUUAAGAAAUACAUUGGAAGCCUCAAGAAGCUUCAGUUUAUUGUAUUAUGUGAUAGCAUUUAGUUAUUACAGUCUUAUUAUUGACUUUAUCAAACAUUUACCGAAAGAAAUGUCACUUAUUUUUUAUCGCAAGGAGUUAUUAACAUUUGUAUAAUGUUUUGAGAUUUAACUUUGUGUAUACUCUGUAGGUUCCAGGUGAAUAUUGCAAUAGUAUCAUGAAAAGUUUGCUUUCAAUUCA